AUAUAACAUUUAGCCCGGGACGCACUUAAAAGGUUAACGCAGCAAUGUGUUUGUUCUUGCCUACACGUAUUACGCGCGACCAGCACCAAAACGGACAGAUCUUCACGCCGGCCAUACGUAAUCCAUGCAGUCUAGAAGCCCUUUGCUGCAUUCCGCACACAUCUUUUAAGUGGAAAUAAAACCAGCCUUUAAAACCCCUGACGGGCGGACUUCUGAAGCGUGGAUCACUGGAAAGUUAUUGGAUCAGAAAUAUCCCAAAAGUCUUCCGUCCUCUCAGCAGGUCUGAGGCGCGGACGUUUAUCUGAGACUCUGUCGUCAGAAGAACUGCUCGGACAGAAGCAGUGAUUCUAUGGUUCAGUCAGGUUGAACCUCCGGUUGAAACGUUUCCUCCGGUUUGGGACUGAGUGUUUUGGUGGGGGGGUCAGAAGAAGAAAGGAGUGCUGAACCGCACGGGCACGCGGGGACUGCUUCACCCGCACAUGACACCACGCUCGACCGAGUCCCCUCACGCAGAGGCGCGCGCUUCAAAUGCACUUAUUGGCUUUCUGAAGUGCGCGCACAGCGGAGCGACGGAAACCCGGAGCGCGGAGCAGACCGGGGCCACGGGGACGCGGAGGAUUGUGGGGCGGCGCGGGCGUUUUCUGAUUCCAGAAUUCAAGGGUGAAGAAAGACGAUCUGCAGACGGCAAGCACGCCCGCCACAUCCCGCGCACUCCCGCACCAGCACUGCUGGCGCCACGUUAGAAGCGGUGCGGCAGUGCGGCGGGAGGAGCUCGGACGCGGCGUGGAGCGUCGUCUCUGGAUGUCUCACCCUCCUCUGUCUCCUCUGUGUCUCGGUGACAGAGCUUCCAGCUGACUGACAUGGACGCCCCGCCUGCGGCUCCAUCCUCAUCCUCCUCUUCCUCCGCGGAGUUCAGCGGCUCCUUCUUCCUGACGCAGUGAGCUGAACGCGCGGCUUCUUCCUCUGGUCUGUGGACAAACGCUUCUGCGCGCCCCGCUGAGCACCAUGCCGUGAUCGUCCUCUGCGGGAGCGGGAGCACACAUCAACAGUUUGCGGGAAUACUGUGGGAUUGAGGCGCGUGCAGUCCACGCGGGCUCCGUGAUCAUGACCUCGCCGUUAACCCGGGAAGCGGGACGCAGGAGCGCCGGCGGGCUGCUGGCGCUGCUCGUCCUCUGCAUGGGCUCUGCUGAUGGGAUGCCGCACGUCCUGAGGUUCGGAGGGAUAUUCGAGUCCAUUGAAAGCGGGCCAUCAGGAGCUGAGGAGCUCGCCUUUAAAUUUGCUUUAAACACAAUCAACAGGAACAGAACUCUGCUGCCAAACACCACACUCACCUAUGACAUCCAAAGAAUAAACAUCUAUGACAGCUUUGAGGCCUCCAGGAAAGCUUGUGACCAGCUUUCUCUGGGGGUGGCAGCCAUCUUUGGUCCCUCACAUAGCUCCUCUGCCAAUGCAGUGCAGUCCAUCUGCAAUGCUCUGGGAGUCCCACACAUCCAGACCAAGUGGAAACACCAAGUCUCAGACAACAGAGAUGUUUUCUAUGUAAGCCUCUAUCCAGACUUCUCCUCCCUCAGCCGGGCUAUUCUGGACCUCGUGCACUUCUUUAAGUGGAAGACAGUGACAGUGGUUUAUGACGACAGCACUGGACUGAUUCGGCUGCAGGAACUUAUAAAAGCUCCGUCCCGGUACAAUAUCCGCCUGAAGAUCCGACAGUUGCCUGCAGACUACAAGGAUGCCAAACCACUUUUGAAGGAGAUGAAACGAGGAAAAGAGUUUCAUAUCAUCUUUGACUGUGGUCAUGAAAUGGCAGCUGGGAUCCUCAAGCAGGCUCUCUCCAUGGGGAUGAUGACAGAAUAUUACCACUUUAUCUUCACCACACUGGAUCUGUUUGCGUUAGAUGUGGAGCCUUACCGAUACAGUGGAGUGAACAUGACGGGCUUUAGGAUCCUGAACACUGAAAACAGUCAAGUGGCUUCCAUCAUUGAGAAAUGGUCCAUGGAGAGACUGCAGGCUCCUCCCAAACCUGACUCUGGUCUACUGGACGGGUUCAUGACCACGGACGCUGCGCUCAUGUACGAUGCCGUGCACGUGGUGGCCGUGGCUGUGCAGCAGUCUCCGCAGAUCACCGUCAGCUCAUUACAGUGCAACCGGCACAAGCCGUGGCGGUUUGGGAACCGCUUCAUGGCCCUCAUCAAGGAGGCUCACUGGGAUGGUCUAACAGGCAGAAUCUCUUUCAACAAAUCCAAUGGGCUGAGAACUGACUUUGAUCUGGAUGUCAUCAGUCUUAAAGAGGAGGGACUGGAGAAGAUUGGUAUAUGGGACCCAUCAAGUGGCCUGAACAUGACAGACAACCAGAGGGGGAAAACAAUCAACGUAUCCGACUCUCUUUCCAAUCGGUCCCUGAUUGUCUCCACUAUACUGGAGGAGCCAUACGUGAUGUUCAAGAAGUCUGACACACCUCUUUCUGGCAACGAGCGCUUUGAAGGCUUCUGUAUAGACCUGCUGAGAGAGCUGGCCAGCAUUCUUGGCUUCACUUACGAGCUUCGUCUGGUGGAAGAUGGAAAAUAUGGAGUGCAGGACGAGAAUUCCGGCCAGUGGAACGGCAUGGUCAGGGAGCUGAUGGACCACAGAGCUGAUCUGGCAGUGGCUCCCCUUGCCAUCACAUACGUGCGUGAGAAGGUUAUAGACUUCUCUAAGCCCUUCAUGACGCUGGGGAUAAGUAUCCUGUACCGCAAGCCAAAUGGGACCAACCCCGGGGUCUUCUCCUUCCUCAGCCCUCUUUCGCCUGAUAUCUGGAUGUAUAUUCUGCUGGCUUACUUGGGUGUCAGUUGUGUGCUGUUUGUCAUAGCCAGGUUCAGUCCCUACGAGUGGUAUAACCCCCACCCCUGCAACCCUGACUCGGAUGUAGUGGAGAACAAUUUCACCCUACUCAAUAGUUUCUGGUUCGGAGUUGGAGCUCUCAUGCAGCAAGGAUCUGAGCUCAUGCCAAAAGCCCUUUCCACCAGAAUUAUAGGAGGAAUCUGGUGGUUUUUCACACUUAUUAUCAUCUCAUCCUACACGGCAAACCUGGCAGCCUUCCUUACUGUGGAGAGAAUGGAGUCACCCAUUGACUCAGCCGAUGAUCUGGCCAAACAGACAAAAGUCGAGUACGGAGUAGUUGAAGAUGGCUCCACCAUGUCCUUCUUUAAGAAAACGAAAAUCUCUACAUAUGAUAAGAUGUGGGAGUUUAUGAGCAGCCGGAGGCACUCUGUGAUGGUCAGGAGCAUUGAGGACGGCAUUCACCGUGUGCUUACAUCUGACUACGCUUUCCUCACCGAGUCUACAACCAUUGAGUUUGUAACACAACGCAACUGCAACCUCACACAGAUAGGAGGCCUCAUUGACUCCAAAGCUUAUGGAGUUGGGACACCAAUGGGUUCUCCCUUCAGAGAUAAGAUCACUAUCGCCAUCCUGCAGCUCCAGGAAGAAGGGAAGCUACAUAUGAUGAAAGAAAAAUGGUGGAGAGGCAACGGCUGUCCGGAGGAGGAGAGUAAGGAGGCCAAUGCCCUUGGGGUGCAGAAUAUCGGCGGGAUCUUCAUUGUCUUGGCGGCUGGGCUGGUCCUCUCUAUAUGUGUUGCUGUAGGAGAAUUCCUCUAUAAAUCCAAACAAAGUGCACAGCUUGAAAAGGCCCAAUGGCGCCAGCGAGAUAAGAAACGUGAGGAAUUCUGCUGUCACCAUGGAGCCAAGCUAGACUUUAACCAUCAUCUCAAAUGACCUCAAGAAAAACUUCAGACACCUUUCAUUACCCAUAUUAUCCUCUCCUCUAUUUUGCUUUUUUUAUUUUGACCCACUAUUUUACUUUUUUCUAUUUUGACAUAAAUUCAUGGCCAGAAUGUUUGAGAAUGACACAAAUAUUACAUUUCCACAAGGUCUGUUCCUUCAGGAUUUUUAGGUGUUUGUCAGAUGUUUCAAUUGUAUAAUGAUAUACAGUUAGAAGCACUUCACAAGUAUCAAAAGCUUUGAUUGGAAUUAUGUUAGCUAGUCCUUUUGUGGCAGGGCUGAAAUGCAGUGGAAAUUUGGUUUCAGUGAUAAAGUUCAUUUUCAAGGCAAAUAGGGACUAUGAAAAUAAUUGCAGUUGAGUGGAUCACUUCUCAAAACAUUCUGGAGUAUACAUUUCCAUGAAACAGCAGACUUUGGACAAAUUAAUAGUUGUGUCAUUCUAAAAACUUCUGGCCAUGACUGUACAACAUCUGACUUGAAGCUGUUGUUAAUAAAUUGUUUUAAAAGGGUUGGAGCUACUAUACUUUAGGAUCACAUGAACACACAUGGCAGAGGCCUGCUGCACUGCAUGACCCAUACCAUACAGCACCCGCUCUGCUUUUCUUUGUUUCUAUCCUGCAAACAUCCAUACUUCUUCUCCUCUAACUACCGCAAAAGUUAAUUUCUUCAUCUCCAAGACUUUCACUCCUUCGGUUCAGCAACUGAACUCCACAGACCUGCUGCUCCACAAGAGAGUUAGGCAAACAAAUGACCAGCAGCACUGGAACGUGUGGCCCAGUUGAAAAUCUGAACAAGAGCAGCCAUUUAUCUGUUACAAACUCACAGGAAACAACAUUGUUCAGCUCCAAUCAUGCAGGAAUCCACAGAUGUAAAAUCUUUCUUUUUCUAAAUUCUUGUUUAUCCUAAAGAUCUUGACUGUUUUUAUGUAUGCACAAUGUAUAUGUACAUUUUGUAGCUAAAAAAAAAAACGUGUUGUCAUAUUAAACAUUUUAUUCUAAUAAAAGAAAGAUACUAAUGACCCCAGAAACCUAAGAAAACAGUCUACCAGGACCAAAAGCAGCUUAUCAGUCUUCCAGAGUAAGGCUUUCAAAAGUGGUCACAGUUUCUCUCAAACCCAUUUAACCAUCUUUUUAGGUCGAUGUGGCAGUUUUUCUGUGGGAUAAAUAAGGAAAUGGAAAAUCAAACAGAAUAUUUUGAAAAAUCAUGAUUAUAUUUAAAAUGUAUUUUUAUCACAUUUACUUGAUAUUCUGAAAAAAACAAGAAGUAAACCUGCCUUUAUUUUUUACCUUUGUAAAUGCAGACUAAAGUGAGGCAAACAUUUACUAGUGGCUUCAAUGUGUCCAUUCUGCACAAUAGCAACGUGGACAAUUGAAGACUGCACAACAUAUGAACACAAAACCACUGAUGAUUUCUCUAGCAGCAACUAUUGACCAAACAUUUUUUUCAAGUAUCAUUCAGAGAAUAUUUCGAAGACUUCUUAAAAAUAUUUUUUUGUGUUGCUGCCAAAGUGUGUGCCCCUUUGAAAGCCUUAUGUUUUCUUUGGCUCAAGAGUUCAAGCUAAUCAUUCAUUCUCAUUUUGGUGAGUAUCAGCUGGUCCAUGACUAACCAAAGGGUUCCGACAAACAUAUAAAAAAAACAAUUCAUACCUUCAUUCAUGGGUAAAUGAAGUCCAACGGUUAAGAAACACACUUCAAAUACUUGUGGAUGAAAACUCACCAGAGCUCAUGCAGCAGUCAACUGCUGACAGUGUUCUAUUGAAACUAAAAGUCAAUCACAGCAUCUGCCUUCACAUCUCCCUCAAAAGAGCAUUAAGCAUGCUACAGAAAGAAUGAGGAGAAAUCUGAGUUUUUCACUCAAAUCUCUCCAUCUAAGAGCUUGCUAAAAGUGAUGUAAGUGAACAGCAGCAGUAUUUUAUUAACCAUAAGAGAACUUCACAUGAGAGUCGCCUCUGGAAGGGUCUGGAACCUGAGGCUCCAGAGCCACAUGGGGCUCUUUGACCCCAUUCUUUAAGAUAGAAAAAAGGUAUUGAUUUUGAAAACUAACUGUAAUGUAAAAGUGAAGCAAGUAGUAAAGUAUUAUGAGUAAAGUAAACUAACUCAAACUUCAUUCAUCUCAUUUACAAACAGCUGAAGGACAAACCACAUCAUUCCACCAGGCAGGAGAAACCAGGAUAGCUGGAGUAUUCCAACAUUCCAUCCAUCCUUGCACCCCUCCAAAGUCACACUCAAACUCUUUUUUUUAGCACAGUAUCUCACAGAAAACCAAUCUGAGGUCAGUAAGCGCAUCCAGAAUUCAUAUAGGCGUGUCAGAUUACAAGGAGGAGUUUCUGUUUUUUGAAUAAAUUCAAGGUUUUUAAGUUUGCCUCCCUGGUUUGAAAGAGUCAGUAAGGGGGGGGGGGGUCACUGAUUUCAUUUUGAUUCAUCAUGUUUAUGAAUUUCUGUCUUAGAUGCACCAAAAAUGGUAAAAUAAAUAUUUGUUUUCACUAUCGACAUUACACUACAUCAUUACUACAUUUGUUGCCGUGAGAGGAUCCUAUGUAGCACAUGGUGUCUUAUUUUGAAAGAAAGUCAUGUUAACCUCUGUUAAAACUUAUAAACCAUAUUUCCUGGGCUGCACUGUGGUGUAGUGGUUAGCACUUUCGCCUCACAAUGAGAAGGCCUCAUUUUAAACCCUUGUUGGAACCUUUCUGUCUUGAGUUUGCAUGUUCCCCCUGCGCAUGCAUGGGUUAUCUCCGGGCACUCCGGCUUCUUCCCAUGGUCGUCCAAUAACAUGAUUCAUGUGGGUACGUGAUUCAGCAGGCUUGUGACCUGUCCUGAGUGGACCCUAGGGGAGGGCAAUAUGACAAUAUACAGUGGUGGACAAAAGUGUUGGUA
This is a messenger RNA of Oryzias melastigma (Indian medaka), 6629 nucleotides long. It is a transcript of the gene grik2, whose product is annotated as glutamate receptor, ionotropic, kainate 2. Gene Ontology annotation, cellular component: presynaptic membrane; plasma membrane; kainate selective glutamate receptor complex. NCBI's taxonomy places the organism in Eukaryota, Metazoa, Chordata, Actinopteri, Beloniformes, Adrianichthyidae. Gene Ontology annotation, molecular function: transmitter-gated monoatomic ion channel activity involved in regulation of postsynaptic membrane potential; kainate selective glutamate receptor activity. The transcript is spliced from 16 exons. Gene Ontology annotation, biological process: synaptic transmission, glutamatergic; modulation of chemical synaptic transmission; monoatomic ion transport. The record is from RefSeq and is a predicted model, not a curated record. Bases 1105 to 3750 code for a protein of 881 amino acids.